Racocetra persica is the source of this 193-nucleotide messenger RNA. The record is from the annotation of a GenBank genome assembly. NCBI's taxonomy places the organism in Eukaryota, Fungi, Glomeromycota, Glomeromycetes, Diversisporales, Gigasporaceae.
UUAGCAGCCAUCUUGGUGAAACUUUUGGCAUGUUCAAAUGCAAUAUUCCUAGCAAGACUUUACUCAAGAUCCCUUCUCAGAGACAAAAACCAGCACUAGCUCAAGAAGAUCAAUUUAGUGGCUUACCAUAUUCUCAGGAUAGAGAAUUGGCUAGUGAAUACUGUGUCCAAGUUGAAGAUGGAACAUUAGGCUA